Sphaeroforma arctica JP610 is the source of this 326-nucleotide messenger RNA. RefSeq lists its product as hypothetical. Lineage: Eukaryota; Ichthyosporea; Ichthyophonida. The annotation marks the transcript as partial. The transcript has a single exon. The record is from RefSeq and is a predicted model, not a curated record.
ACUUAAUAUGGCACAUUCCAUCACAUGUGAGAAACCAAGCACUUUGUAUGGCAUAUUCCGUCACGUGUGAGAAACUAAGUACUUUGUAUGGCGUAUUCCGUCACAUAUGGGAAACUAAGCACUUUGUUUGUUGUUUCCGUCACAGGUAAGAAACUAAGGGAGGAGGGAGGUGAUACUAAGGGAGCCAGCGCUAUCCUGCGGCGUCUGCCUGUGCCUAAAAUGCGCGAUAUGCUGUUGCCGGAGCGAUUGGCCAAUGUUUGGUGUGACGCGUGCAAGCUACGGUUGAGCUACGCUAGCGAUAAGAUCCUGCAUCUGUCAGAGCGCGG